AAAUUUAACAGUUGCAUCAUUUAUGUUCUACUAUUCACAGUGAAAGGCGAUUUUAAAUAAAACCAAUAAGAUACGCCAAUUUCACUUUUCAUUUCUGUUUUGACGUGACUACGGACGGAAACUCCGACUGUGAUCAUGACAAGCAGAAGACGCAACGGGCACUCCGGUCCUUACAGUAGGGAGAGUGGAUUGAACAGUGAUGGAAGUCACACAACACCAAGACAUCCCUCAGCUCGCUACAGUUCAUCCGCAGCGAACAAUACCGACCAAGAUUUUUCGACAGCUUCAUAUAGAGAAACUGAUGAUAUGGACCACAGCACUAGUUCACACCGCCAAUCAAGAACAAUGCCAGGACCAGGACGUCGAUACCAGAGUGGAUAUUCUGGGGAUCCUAGCAGUACGGCAUCCUCCCACAGCUUAUCGAGAAGUGGAAAACGCCACAGCCGAACGACAACCGGAACUGACUCCACGUUGAGCGACAAUUCAUCAAGAUCCAACGAUUGGCAUAACCAACGAUCAGACGAUGCGAGUUCAUACACUUCAGGAGAGAGCUACGAUACGGACGACACCGAACAUGGACGUAGACGUAGUCAUAGAAAAUCUAGGGAUACUCAUCACUCAUCUGACUAUAGUGGGAGAUACUACCCUGACCCAAUGGAUAAUGACGAGAUGCGUCGCCUGCAGUCCGGAUACUCGCAAGAUACGAGCACAGGAACGGAUACUACUCUCACAAAUGGGGAUGAUCAGCAAAACGACAUUGAUGAACUAGCAAAUUAUUUUAACCGUCGCUUGGAAGACAUGCAAAAGCAAACUUCGCGAUCAUCAGCUAGCAGGGGAUACUCACAAAGAGAUAACUACCCAGACGAUGUAACAUCGACGUACAGUUAUAAUAAUCAAAACCGAACUGAAUCUUCUGACCGUCCUUCUAAUUACAACAAUCGCACAAUCAGACCAACAAACAGAGCGAUAUCAAGCACAUCCGAGAUGACACCGACCAAUAGCAGAUCGAUUGACCACACUACCAGCGGAACUAAUAGCACCAUAACUCUUGCGCGUGAUGAAAUUGAAAGUCUGCGCUCACAAAUAUCGCGAGGUAUGGACGGCAGAGACGACAAGUCCAGUCGUACCGGCGACAUGACAUCAUAUUUCAGUAAAAGACUUGAAGAGUGCCAACAGCAGGUUUACAAUGCUGUGAAUUCAGUUCAAUCUCAGGUCGGGCAAGUGAGGGAUCAAGUAGAUGGCAGUAUGAGAAGGCGUCGAGGCAACGAUUGGGAAUCACGUGAGGAAGAAUCAUAUGAUAGUAGCGAUAGUGGCAUCGGGCCAAGAAACUUGACGAUCAGACCACUCACUAGAGCGCAUGCGAAUGCUAUGGCAGAGCGUCAAGCAUCCUAUCCAAAAGGUGCGUCAUAUAGGACAGAUGUCCAAACCCCAGUCUUUGAACCACCAAUGUCACAUAUGGACGAUGAUGACAAUUACUUGGGCAGCAACAUGCCAAGUCACCCUGAAUCAAACAUGACACCAAGCCCACCACCGCCAGAACCAAUCUCCAAAUCCCUAAAAUCAGACAUGGUUAACGAUGAUAUGCCGAUUCCAUUUCAAACAAACUUUGACGAAGAAGAGGAAUGGGACGAUUUUGAAGAGUUUAUCGACGAUGACACACCAGCUCCAGAGGCUUCGAUUCCAGUACCAAAAGUCGGGUUCAAGACUAAUAACUACGCAUAUCAAGCUGUUUACAUUACCUACAUAUUGUCUUUCUUGGCCUACGUUUACGUCAGAAUUACGUACACACUUGACGCACCCGGUCUGAACAGAGUCUAUUGUAUCGUCGUUGCUUCCCUUGAAAUUGUUACAGCACCCUCUCUAUUACUCCAGGGAUUAUGUCUUUGGAGAUGGAUAUCUCGUAAUCCGCCCCCUGGCAAUGCUUUUGAACGACCGAAAUUUCAUACUUGCCGUAUCAUGGUGCCUACGUACAAGGAACCUCUUGAAGUGGUCGCCGGAACCAUACACGAAAUUAUUCAUAUGGAACUUCCACCAGGUCUGCACGUACACGUCUACGUACUUGAUGACGGUAAAAGAGAAAAUCUUGAAAAUUGGGUUUUGUCGAAAAGAACAAAGCGUGGUAUGUACCUCCAUUACAUUGCUCGUCCCAAGUUGCCUGGAAUUCCUCAUCACGCGAAAGCUGGAAACAUUAAUCAUACUCUCCACUUCAUUUUCGAUGAUGCACAGACUGAAGGAGAAUGUGUUGCUAUUUUCGAUGCCGAUUUUAUGCCCAGGCGUAACUACCUGAUGCAGGUUUUACCGGUGUUUUCUGAGAAGCGUACCCGUCCACUUGGUCUAGUACAGACGCCACAGUUUUUCUACAAUGUAAACCCCGAUGAAGACGUAUGGGACCAUCUUAACGUUUCAUUUUUCCAUCGUAUCGAACCUAGCUUGGACAGAUGGAGUGCUGUCAACUGCUGCGGAACAAAUUUCAUCGUGAGAGCUGAUGCUCUGAAAGAUGUCGGUUAUUUCCCUGUCGGUUGUCUUACAGAAGAUACGUUGCUGUCUCUUAGGCUUUGUACAAUGGGAUGGGGUGUAGCCUACCAUCACGAAGUACUUGCUAUUGGUCAAUCUCCUCACGAAAUCACGGAAAUUUUCAAACAACGUUCCCGUUGGUGCAAAGGAAAUUUACAGAUUUUCUUGGACGAAUUCCCACUUAUGCAGUCUGGUCUUUCACUAUCUCAGCGAUUGUUCUACAGUUCUUGCGGUUUCAACUAUUUCUGCGCUUCGAUUUCAAUUCCGUUUUUCCAGCUUGUACCUGCGUGGGCUAUCUUCUUCGGUCUCUGGCCUGUAUCCAAAAUCGGUCUCGAGUUUGCGUUUGCUUUCUUUAUCUACUACAUUCUCGGAAACAUUCUCUUGCUUUUCCCGCCUCCACGUUUCGGAGUCAAAGACAUGUGGAACGGAGAAUUGGCAUCUACGAACUUGUGGUUCACGUACUUCAAUGGUGUGCGUCGUAUUGUGGGAACGAAGAUUUUGAAAGGAAAAGGUGAACUGACGUUCAAGACUACCAAAAAGAAGGCUGAGGGUGAAGAUGAAUUAUCAAAAGUAGGAUUCAGAAAAGAAGAUGUUCGUGCUUGCUACAUGCAUUUCAUUAUGUUCACCAUUAUGUUGGUGACAAUCAUUUAUGCUAUCGUUAAAGCUAUCAUCGCCGAAGAUGUGAAAUUCUACUUCUACUACAUGUACAUGAUUGGUAUGUCCUGGGCUAUGAUCAACAUGGUGCCAUAUUUGAUUGUAGUAAUCUACUGCUGGUACCGGGUUCGUAUUCCGGGUCUGAUGGUUGCUUGUUUCCGUAACAUCCAACUUUUGCUGAGAAUCGUGUGUGCUGCUCUCAUUUUGGUGCAGGCUUUCACAACAAGAAAUUUGACAGAAAACUUUAUCUGCGGUCACGAAUAUGAGGCUACGCUCGGAUUGAGUCAACUCACUAUGGUCACCACUCUUGAUGAAGCAUCUGGUCUUGACGUAGAAAGAAAUGCUUUCUGGCUGCUCGGUUUGGACGACGAUUUCUAUACAAUGCAGCAAGUAAAAAGAUCAGCUUGUGAUGAUGCAACUGUCCCAGUUAUUGUAUUUUUCAUGCAUCCUUCGCAGGGCUUAGUGUUAGAAGUGGAGGCUGGGCAUUACAUGCCUGAGGAAAGAAUCGGUACUUGGGAGGAAUAUGACGAAAAGCUGGAUUAUUACGCUGAACAUCUAUCGGAGAUUCCUUCCAUAAUUGUAAUGGAACCUUCGUUACUUAUGCACACAUUUAAUUCGAAAACGGAAUAUCACAAUACAGAAUAUCAGCUCGCCUACGCCGCCCGUGUUGAACAAGUAAUAAACAAAUUCCCAAAUUCUUGGGUUUACGUGGAUGCCGGUAAUGCUAUGUACUUGCAAUGGACUGUUAACUUGGAACAUAUUAUAUCUGUGUUGAAAAAGAUGCCUGCGAAUGUAAGAGGAUUCUCAGUAAACGUCGGUUCAUUUGUAAACAGCACGUUUAAUCGACAAUUAGCUGAGGAAAUUCAUUGCCAAACUGGAUUGCAUUAUAUUGUUGAUACAUCUCGUAAUGGCGGAUCAUUUUCAAGAAGAUCGAUUGAGGAAAUUAACGAAUGUACAUACGAUCCACCGAUGGUGGAGAAAGGAGACACUCCAAGUUGGCAAACAGGGGCAGCGUUGCGUCAACAUCAAGCACAGCAACUUGCUAAUACCAUAACGAUCGAAGAACCAGAAAUUGCAGUUGCCAUUGAAGACGAAUUAGAGGACGAUUCGACGAACUACGAUAUUGAUAUUAUUGGUAAACGAAAGAAGAGAUGGUCACUGGAUGGAACUAAUGAUGGAAAUGCGCCGGUUUACGCAUACGAUAAUGAGGCUGCUGGAGGAGUUAACCCUGGAGGUGGUGGUGGAGCCGGCGGCGGUGGGGGAGGAGGCGGAAAACGCGCUGGAGGAGGAGGAGCAGGUAAAGGAGGAGGAGGUGGUGGUGCCGAGGACUACGGAGACCCAGGUUUUGGUGACUACGACGGCGAUUACUACUACCCAGGAGGUGACGUUAAAGCGAAAUCCUGUAUUACACCCGAAGGCCAAGAAGGACUGGAUGCAUUUGCCUGGGUCAAGACGCCUGGUGAAUCUGAUGGUCGCAUGUUUACCGCCGGUACCUUCCAUCCGUGUCUCUUGGGUCAUAUUAUUGAAUGCACUGAUACUUGUCCCCAAUAUGUACCUAAAUUAAGUGGAGAAUUUCAAAGGAGCGAUUCGUGUAAAUGCAUAGAUGACUAAUUAGAUCCAAAAUUUUAACGGGCGAUUAAUACAAUUUUUAAAUUAAAAUUGAAGUUUUAAUUCGAGUCAAUUAUAUAUUAUAAUUUAUCUUUUCGAAAUCUUUUUAAGUGAUGAAGUGCUUUCCAUUACGUGGAUAUUCCUUUUAUUGCAUAUAAAUAUCGUGUGCCUACAA
Molecule: messenger RNA, 4951 nt
Organism: Styela clava
Lineage: Eukaryota; Metazoa; Chordata; Ascidiacea; Stolidobranchia; Styelidae
Source: RefSeq, a predicted model, not a curated record